CCUCAUGGGAUUUUUCUCUGGCUGUUCAUCGUUGCCUUAGUAUGAGAAUUCAUACCACGCUGUUGCCCAGUGACGAGAGGCAAACAUGGCCCAACCGCCCGCUGACCCCAGCAGUGUGGAAGCUGCAGAUCCUGAGGAGAGCUCCCCAAACAUGAUCGUCUACAGGAAGAUUGAAGACAUCAUUACGAGAAUGCAGGAUGACAAAACUGGUGGAGUCCCCAUCCGAACUGUCAAGAGCUUUCUGUCUAAAAUCCCCAGUGUCGUUACCGGUGCUGAUAUUGUGCAGUGGCUUAUGAAGAACCUCAGCAUUGAGGAUCAAGGGGAAGCAAUACACUUGGGAAGUCUUAUUGCUGCACAGGGUUAUGUGUUUCCAAUCUCAGACCAUGUCCUUACCCUGAAAGAUGAUGGGACGUUCUAUCGCUUUCAGGCACCAUACUUUUGGCCUUCAAACUGCUGGGAGCCAGAAAACACAGAUUAUGCCAUCUAUCUUUGCAAACGGACCAUGCAGAACAAAGCUAGGCUGGAGCUGGCCGAUUAUGAAGCCGAAAACUUAGCAAGACUUCAGAGAGCAUUUGCAAGGAAAUGGGAAUUCAUCUUCAUGCAAGCUGAGGCCCAAGUGAAAAUUGACAGGAAAAAGGACAAAACAGAAAGGAAAAUUUUGGACAGCCAGGAGAGAGCAUUCUGGGAUGUGCACAGGCCUGUGCCAGGCUGUGUGAACACCACAGAAAUGGACAUUAGAAAGUGUCGUCGUAUGAAAAACCCACAGAAGGUGAAAAAGUCAGUGUAUGGGGUUACAGAGGAAUCUCAGCCCCAAAGCCCUGUUCAUGUGCCCUCCCAACCCAUACGCAAAACUACAAAAGAGGAUUUCCGGAAACAAAUAACUUUUCUGAACCUGCAGAUAGACAGGCAUUGUUUAAAGAUGUCCAAAGUAGCAGAAAGUUUAAUAGCGUACACAGAGCAGUAUGUGGAGUAUGACCCUUUUAUCACUCCUGCUGAGCCUUCUAACCCCUGGAUAAGUGAUGAUGCAGCUUUGUGGGACAUUGAAAUGAGCAAAGAACCUAGUCAGCAGCGUGUGAAAAGAUGGGGCUUCUCCAUGGAUGAGGUGCUGAAGGACCCAGUAGGACGUGACCAAUUCCUUCGUUUCCUGGAAUCAGAAUUCAGCUCAGAAAACCUCAGAUUUUGGUUGGCUGUCCAAGAUCUCAAAAAACAACCUCUACAGGACGUGACCACCAGAGUGGAGGAAAUCUGGCAAGAGUUUCUAGCUCCUGGGGCCCAGAGUGCUAUCAACCUGGAUUCCCACAGCUAUGAGAAAACAAGCCAAAACGUCAAAGACCCAGGGAGAUACACAUAUGAAGAUGCACAGGAGCACAUUUACAAGCUGAUGAAGAGUGACAGCUAUGCGCGCUUCCUCCGUUCAAAUGCUUACCAGGACUUAUUGCUGGCAAAGAAGAAGCCAGAGAAUGAGCAAGGUCGUAGAACUUCUCUAGAAAAGUUCACUCGCAGCAUGGGAAAGUCUCUGGCCAGCAAGCGCCUGACGGGCCUGAUGCAGUCCUCCUGACAGUCACCCCACCAGUCUGCCACCUCACCAGGGAGGGCAGGGUGCCACGGAGGACAGCAGGAGCAGAGAGCAGCUCAGCGAGGGACAGCCCGCCUGUCACCAAUUACAUCAACACUUUAUCUGCACAGCUUCGUAGUGACACUGAGCUCUGCAUGGGGACUUGGAUUCCUGCUUGGGUUUGUAGGAGCACAAGCCACAGUACACAGGAAGCAAGACAAUGGCUUGGUGUGUUGUUAUUUGAGGAAACAGACUUCACCACUGCUUGGAGAAAGAGGAACUGAGAGAGAUCGGUGGUUUUGCUUCACCUCUUCUCUUCCUAGCACAGACACUGCUAUAAAAGAUGCCACUGCAAUCCCAUUUGCUCCUUUUCCUGUGGCCAUCUGGAUCCAAUAAAAUAUCUGCUGGAAGCUGCUGCUCCUUUCCACAAAGUAUCAAAUGCAUCUCUCCUGCAGAUCCAUUGACUUUAGCUUUGUUUUUAAUUUCCUAUGUCUCUCCUCCUUUAAAAUAUCAGGAAAAAAUGGCCCUCAUUAAGUUUGUCACUCGCUGUCCUUCCAAUGGCAUGUAGCAUGUCCAAAGACGAUGGUCAGAUCCUCGUCCAAAGGCAGGAGACUUUGAGUGGCUUACAUCACCUGAGGAUCUGCCCCACUGCGUCAGAUUGAUCUUGGUGCACAUCCUCCGACAUCGGCGGGGUUGCUCUGCAUGUACGUUUAGUGCAAGACUGCCUGACGUAGUUGUGUUUUAGAUGUAUGACGCACAUAUGCACAAACACACAGACACACACAUGCGGUAUUUAAAAGUGAGUUGUUUUCUAUUGUAUUUGGUUUUCUAUUUAUUUGAGGUUUUGCAUACUUACUUAAUGAUGGAUGUUCAAGUUUUAUUCCAAGUAGGUAGAACUGAACCACUUAGAGGAAAUUUAGCCCUGAUUACAGUGGGCCAAAAUCUGUUCAUGCGUAUACAGGGGAAAGUAACUCUGCUGUAGGCAUGUGUAAUGGAGAGCAAAAUUCAGUCUGCAGCAAGGAGAGAUCUGAUGGAGAAAGGCUUGUCAGAAGAAGUUUGUGGCUGUGCAGAUGCUUGGGUGCCUGUGUUUCACCUGAUGUAGAGCCCAUGAAUACAAAUGCAAGAGAUGACCCAAUAGUUUGUUUCGGAACGUGGGUAUUACAGAGGUUAGGAUGAAGACGGACCUGAAGUGACUUGGUUAAUGACAAAACUCACAUUAUACUAGCUGCAGAUAUGUAAAAUGGAUUGCAUUCACAUACAGUAUACUGCCUAUAUACAAAAUUUUCAAUUUCAAUUGACUUAGUACCACGAAACCUGUAGUUUUUAAGCAGUUCAGAUCUGAAGUGUAUGUGAAAAUAGACACUUGGUCUUCUUCCCUUAUGCCAAGCCAAGCUGGUUUGGUUUUUGUUUUGUUUUGUUUUUUGUUUUUUGUUUUGUGUGUGUGUGUGUGUGUGUGUGUGUGCAGGUGGUAGAAAUUGCUAUAUGGGUACAUGUCUGCAUUCCUAUCUAGGCAAAAUUAUCUAUCUUGCUAAGUAGACAGCUGGCUACCAACCAUAUUUAUUUCUGUGGCAAAUAUUAUCCUAAUAUCUGAGGCUAAUGUAUGCAUAAAAUCAGGCCAGCAUAGUUUCCACCAGUAAAAGAAUUUUCCCUCUUUACCCAUGAAUUUUCUCAUUUUGAUACCUCAAUUAUUUUUCCCAGACAGCUCUUGAUAUCAAUUUUACAUAAGGUCUAUAGGACUCUACACCUGCAUGACUAUACAGUAGAGUACUGAGUACGGUAUUUGUUGUUUACACUUACCUAGUUCCUAUAAUAUGCCUAUUAACUGGGAUCUUCAGACCAAAUUCCUCCUACAUACAUGGCAAUACAUGGCAAAUGAGAGCUCCAGGACUGCAGAAUCAUCAUGGCUGUGCACGUACAUACAGGUAACAUUUUGCCUCUCAUGGAGACAUUCGGGUCUUUGCUGAUUUUCACUAAACCAUCUCAGCAGGACCUGUCCAUUCCAUGCUGACCAUCCAGCCAAAGGCUCCCCUCUGGUAGUAGUAAGUCUUUGUGCAACAGUCCCAGUUGUCCAGCCAUGCACGUUCAAACGUGUCCCCCUGUGCCACCCCUAAGAACGUGCUGUGUGCUGCCUGUAGAUAAUUUGCUGGGUUUGAACAGCCAAGAGCAUGGGGGAACUGCGGACAGUGAGUAUGCAUAUGGGCAUACAUCAGGGGGCCUGGAUGCUGAACAGCUUGCUAUCUAAAUGCACACUGGCACAGCUAAUCUGCUCAGCAGCGGCAAGCCGAGCGGAUGGAGCUGCGUAUGCUCUGUAGAGGGGAGAGCUCCCCUCCUAGCUUCCUGCCCAAAUUUCUUGAGACAAACAUCAUGAGAUCAGACAGGGUCUCCUCCUGGGAGCACAUACAAAUGGCUGUUCAUAUGUCUUUUACUUCACAUAUGACAAUGCUAACGUGUAAGUAUUUCCAUGCAACCUGCAUCCUUGAAUUACUGCUGUUUAAUGACAUCACUUAUUGCAAGUGAUGCUUCUCUUGCGCACUCGCCAGUGAGCACCACCCACUGAGUGCUGCAAGCAGUAAUCUGCUGCUUUAUAAGCAUCCAUGUCUUCCAGCUACCUCAUCGCCCAGAAGAUGAGUUAGGAAAUCAGUUUUUCACCUCUCCUUAUGUUCUCAAUGGCAUUGUUUCAAUGAAAAGCAGGCUUGGAAAGCUUUUACAAUCUCCAUGCUGUGAGAGCUAGCCACCAGGCAUCCCAUACCUGCAGGGCUAUAGCUGUGAAAUACAGCUGUACACUAUUAUUUGGAUAAUGGAAUAUCCAAAGCAUUAAUGACCAUCAUAGUGGGCCAGCACCAGGACAAGCACGAGGAGGUUUUGACAGGUCAGGGCAAUGUUAGGCUAAGGCAAAUGGAUUAAUACAUUCUAUGUAUGUAUAACUCAGUGCUAAAAUCCCAUAGAGUACUGUAAUAAAAUGGUAGCAGGGCAUAAAAAGCCACAGUAAGCUGACAUAAUAAUACCAGGAUAAAUGUAGCAAUAAGGUAACACAGGCCACUGCAGUAAAGUAGCAUUUUGGUAAUGCAGCAAUAAGACACAACAGGACGCUGCAGUAAACUAGUUUGGGGAGUAAGGCAGUAGUGAUGGCAUGUGUGGGCAGUCUGGAGUAUUUGUGUCAGGUACUGCAGCAAUAAAGCCAACACAAGGUGUGCAAGUAAUAAGUUACUACAGUAACAGCAACACAAUGCACUGUACAGCUAUAUCAGGAAGCUUCCAUGCUGCAGGCAAGUCCUACAAGACAUGGUAAUGAGACAAGGCAAUAUGUGCCCCAUUUCUAUAAAAAAUGGGUCUUUUCUCUGCAUAGUAACUAAGAUCCUGGAAUCGUCUCAUCAACACCAAUACCAUCCACUCCUGCUUUCAAGAAAGCUGAGGUGAGAGCAUUCCCCCAUCCAAACUCUUAUAUUGGUCUGGAAAUAAUGACUUGACUCGUCUUUUUGGCCAAAUUUGCACAGAUGGUGAGGUUCUUCAGUCACUCCUCAUUCAGGUGACACCGGCAAUUCAUUGGUCCUUUGCCUUGGGAAGGCUUUGGCUCUGUCAACUUCUGGAAUGGGUGGUGCUUUCAGACUACAGCUAUUUUUGUUUUGGGGGGAGAUGGGAAACUAGGUACAGGACAUCUGACUGUACUGUCCUGUUUCCUGAAAU
Centrocercus urophasianus (Greater sage-grouse) is the source of this 5239-nucleotide messenger RNA. RefSeq names its product regulator of G protein signaling 6 (gene RGS6). Gene Ontology annotation, biological process: G protein-coupled receptor signaling pathway; regulation of G protein-coupled receptor signaling pathway; intracellular signal transduction. Lineage: Eukaryota; Metazoa; Chordata; Aves; Galliformes; Phasianidae. Gene Ontology annotation, molecular function: GTPase activator activity. The record is from RefSeq and is a predicted model, not a curated record. The transcript is spliced from 18 exons. The coding region runs from base 86 to 1558 and encodes 490 amino acids.